AUGGUCGUGCCACUGGUCCUGAAGCUGCUCAACGUGCUGCUCCAAUCCCAACACGCCAACACCAACGACAGACUCUCUAUCGCUCUCAUGCUACGGCAGUCGCCCAAGCCGCCGCCGCCCGGCCGCUCCUGGGACGGCGACAAACCCAGGCCCGGGGGGGAGCCCCCCGAGGGGAGAGAGGUGAGGGGGGGAGAGAGGGAGGCAGUGUGGGGGAUGAGUGUGUGUUGGGGGGUGAAGGAGUGGGUGUUUGAUAGCGAGACAGAAACUGAGACAGGCAAAAGCAUUUGUAUUGUAUCUCUUCAAGAGCCCGAUACUGUAGAUCUCAGUAGUCUAAUAUGAAAUAGUUUGUUCCUGAGUUGUUAUUGUUGUUGUUGUUGUUUUGUAUAAGUAUCUGGGGUAUUUCACAGUGAAAUACAUAUGAUACAUACACUUGCUCUAAAUGAAAUUUCAACUGUGUAGGUUCUAAACCAGGACCAGCUUGGUGUUAGGUUCUAAACCAGAACCAGUCCUGACUGGAACACACUCUGCUACUGAUCUACAAAUAUUCAUCUCUGAUCAGAGAUUCAGGCUUUUCCUCUCUCUCUUCUCCUCUCCCUCCCACACCAUUUAGAGAUUGGCAGAGUGUGGGUUAGGAGGACCCUUAGAGGGACCAGCCAAACUGUGCUGCUGGAGAACAGGAGCCCAGAUCGUGAUGUAGAAACAGCAACAAACCAGCCCCUGGCAGAGGGAAAAUGGAGGGAGAGAGAGAGAGUGACAGAGAAAGAGAGCAAAACAAAGGGAGACAGAAAAAAAGAGGAUGAAGGGAGAGUGAGACAUCACCUUCUCUGUUACUCCCACGCGGUGUUAUGCCUUCAACUUUUAGGCUGGUCAUGCUGCUUUCUUCUGCCAAUUCAGAGGUGUUGUACAUUACAGUAGAGAGGGGUGGGGGGGGGGGGGGCUAGUGAGAGUGCCUUACUCUGCCUGUGAAAAGGGCAUGUCGGGGACCUGUGUUCGCCCACCCCUACUCGUGUGCGUGUAUUUGUGCACAUUUGUGUGCGUUUGUGUGGCAAGUCAGCUCAGAUAGCGCAGGUGGGCGAAGCGUGAGGAUAUCACCCUGAUAUCUUUAACCAUGUGAUCUUCGCCCGCCUCUUAAGGAUUAAGGUACCUUGUGAGACGGCUUAAAUCUGAGUGUCACUUAUACUGAACAGAGAGUUAUCCCUGACUGGGCUGACAUGAGAGAUGAAGGGAAGGAAGGGAGGAAGGAAGGAAGGAAGGAAGGAAGGAAGGAGGAAGGAGGAAGGAAGGAAGGAAGGGAGGAGAGAGAGAGAGGGAGAGAGAGACGAGAGAGAGAGAGAGAGACUGAGAGAGAGGAGAGGGAGGGAGAGAGAGAGAGAGAGAGAGAAGAUGGGGAUGAGGGGAGAGAGAGAGAGAGACGAGGAGAGAGGAGGAGAGAGAGAAGCGAGAGAGAGAUGAGGGAGAGAGAGGAGAGAGAGAGAGAGAGAGAGGGGAGAGAGAGAGAGAGAGAGAGAGAGAGGAGGAGAGAGAGGAGAGAGAGGAGGAGAGAGAGAGAGAGAGAGACAGAGGAGAACAGGUGCCUUUGCUACCCUUUUGGCAUUUUCCUCCUAUUAAGGUUGUCUGAACAUGUAAUCAUUAAUGUAGUUAAGUAUCACAUUAAUUCUGAUCUAAUUGGGGAGGUUGUAUUAGAGGUGAUUGGGGUCAGGCUAAUCAUAACUCUGACCUUCCUCCUGGUUAAUACGGCUCUCUAACACACUGUAUUGUUUCCCUGUUUAUGUCGGCAUGACAACACAAAUCAAAUCAAAGUUUAUCUGUCAUAUGCACAGGAAAUGCUUACUUGUGAGGUUCCUCAACAGUGCAAUGAAAAUUAGUAGGUAGAAUACUAGAGCAAUAAGGCAAUAGUAUGUGUGUAGUAUGGGCAGUGAGUGUUCAAAACAUUAAGAACACAGAUGACAUGGGUCCCAUUAUGGACGACAUGGGUCCCAUUAUGCCUGGAGAAAACCAAACACUGCAUUCCACUGUAAGAACCUCAUACCAAUGGUCAAGCAUGGUUGUGGUAGAGUGAUGGUUUGGGGAUGCUUUGCUGCCUCAGGACCUGGACAACUUGCCUUAAUAGAAGGAACCAUGAAUUCUGUUCUGUAUCAGAGAAUUCUACAAGAGAAUGUCAGGCCAUCCAUCUGUGAGCUGAAGCUGAAGUGCAGCUGGGUCAUGCAGCAAGACAAUGAUUCAAAACACACAAUCAAGUCUACAUGAACAUGGCAAAAAAACAACAGUCCAGACCUAAUCCCAAUUGAAAUGUUGUGGCAGGACUUGUGGCAGGACCCAGAAAUGUCACUGAGUUAAAGCAGUUCUGCAUGCAAGAGUGGGACAGAAUUCCUCGACAGCGAUAUGAGAGACUGAUCAACAACUACAGGAAGCAUUUGGUUGCAAUCAUUGCAGCUAAAGGUGACACAACCAGUUAUUGAGUGUUGCAUAACUUUGUUAAUUCAAUGAAUAAAAUAUUAGUUUGUUAUUUGUAAACUCAGGUUCCCUUUAUCUAAUAUUUGGUUUGGUUGAAGAUCUGAUAACAUUCAGUAUUACAUUUACAUUUAAGUCAUUUAGCAGACGCUCUUAUCCAGAGCGACUUACAAAUUGGUGCAUACAUUUAUAAUUAUUUUUUUAUGGGGGGGGGGGGGGGGGGGGGGUAGAAAGAUUACAGUUAUACUAUUCCAGGUAUUCCUUAAAGAGGUAGGGUUUCAAGUGUCUCCGGAAGGUGGUCAGUGACUCCGCUGUCCUGGCGUCGUGGGGGAGCUUGUUCCACCAUUGGGGUGCCAGAGCAGCGAAUAGCUUUGACUGGGCUGAGCGGGAACUGUGCUUCCGUAGAGGUAGGGGGGUUAGCAGGCCAGAGGUGGAUGAACGUAGUGCCCUCGUUUGGGUGUAGGGUCUGAUCAGAGCCUGAAGGUAAGGAGGUGCCGUUCCCCUCACAGCUCCGUAGGCAAGCACCAUGGUUUUGUAGUAGAUGCAAGCUUCAACUGGAAGCCAGUGGAGUGUGCGGAGGAGCGGGGUGACAUGAGAGAACUUGGGAAGGUUGAACACCCAUACGGGCAGCAGCGUUCUGGAUAAGUUGUAGGGGUUUAAUGGCACAGGCAGGGAGCCCAGCCAACAGCGAGUUGCAGUAAUCCAGACGGGAGACGACAAGAUGUUAGUGGAGAACGACAGGGUGUUGUCCAGGGUCAUGUCAAGGUUCUUUGCACUCUGGGAGGAGGACACAAUGGAGUUGUCAACUGUGAUGGCGAGAUCAUGGAGCGGGCAGUCCUUCCCCGGGAGGAAGAGCAGCUCCGUCUUGCCGAGGUUCAGCUUGAGGUGGUGAUCCGACAUCCACACUGAUAUGUCUGCCAGACAUGCAGAGAUGCAAUUUGCCACCUGGUUAUCAGAAGGGGGAAAGGAGAAAAUUAAUUGUGUGUCGUCUGCGUAGCAAUGAUAGGAUAGACCAUGUGAGCAUAUGACAGAGCCAAGUGACUUGGUGUAUAGAGAGAAUAGGAGAGGGCCUAGAACUGAGCCCCGGGGGACACCAGUGGUGAGAGCACGUGGUGUGGAGACAGAUUCUCGCCAUGUCACCUGGUAGGAGCCACCUGUCAGGUAGGAUGCAAUCCAAGAGUGAGCAGUGCCGGAGAUGCCCAACUCGGAGAGGGUGGAGAGGAGGAUCUGAUGGUUCACAGUAUCAAAGGCAGCAGAUAGGUCUAGAAGGAUAAGAGCAGAGGAGAGAGAGUUAGCUUUAGCAGUGCGGAGAGCCUCUGUGACACAGAGAAGAGCAGUCUCAGUUGAAUGACCAGUCUUGAAACCUGACUGGUUUGGAUCAAGAAGGUCAUUCUGAGAGAGAUAGCAGGAGAGUUGGCUAGAGAUGGCACGCUCAAGAGUUUUGGAGAGAAAAGAAAGAAGGGAUACUGGUCUGUAGUUGUUGACAUCGGAGGGAUCGAGUGUAGGUUUUUUGAGGAGGGGUGCAACUCUCGCUCUCUUGAAGAUGGAAGGGACAUAGCCAGUGGUCAAGGAUGAGUUGAUGAGCAAGGUGAAGUAAGGGAGAAGGUCUCCGGAAAUGGUCUGGAGAAGAGAGGAGGGGAAAGGGUCAAGCGGGCAGGUUGUUGGGCGGCCGGCCGUCACAAGUUGCAAGAUAAUAAUAAUAAUAAUAAUUUCAUCUGGAGAGAGAGGGGAGAAAGAAGUCAAAGCAUAGGGUGCAAAAAUUGAGAAAACCAGAAAGGUUUGGUCGAAUGCUGCAAUAGCCCAGUGUGGUCAUCUGCUGCAAUAUCCCAUCUGUGACUAGGACCUAUAAGUUGUGUGUACCAAGAUGCCGUUCUGCACACCACUGUUGUACUGCGCCGUUAUUUGCCUGUUUGUGGCGUGCCUGUUAGCGUGCACGAUUCUUGCCAUUCUCCUUCGACCUCCCUCAUCAACAAGCUGUUUUCGCCCACAGGACUGCCGCUGACUGGAUGCUUUUUGUUUGUCACACAGUUCUCGGCAAAAACUAGACACUGUCAUGCGUGAAAAGCCCAGGAGGCCGGCGGUUUCUUAGGUCACUUGUUUUGCCCAUUCUAACAUUCAAUCGAACAGUAACUGAAUGCCUCGAUCCCUGUCUGCCUGCUUUAUAUAGAAAGCCACGGCCACGUGAAUCACUGUCUGGAGGAGCGUACCAUUUUCUUGAAUGUACCUAAUAAACUGGCCACUGUGUGUGUGUGUGUGUGUGUGACAAAGGCCACAUGGAUUUAUUGAAGGCUAAAAAGGAACUCCCCCAGGGCUCCUAUAAAAUACAUUCGGAAACAGACCAACUCAUUUGACAGAAUGCUUUCCUCUGAUUGGGUCUCAAAUCUAAUUAGGAUGUCCAUCUAAGAAUAUCAAGAGAAGGAAAGAGAUAAUAUGACAACAUUUAACUGAAAUUAACUCCGAUCUGUUUUUUAUCUAUAUUUGUUUACAUAUACAGUACCUGAUAUCCGCAUUUCAGUGUAUCCUGUGCGUGACCAAAAAGGUUAAUUUGAUUUGCAUGAAUGAAUUAACCUGUUUAUCUGCAUAUCCAAUUGUUCAGGAAGAGAGAAAUAUGAAAUAAUACAUUACAAUGAACAUGCAUUAUUUAUUGAGAUAAAGUGGACAAUUUAAGGUUGUCUACCAGAAUGCGGGGGUAAAAAACUGUAAAUGCUUCCUGGGUUUGGAGGCAAUCCCUCCACGGUGUACGAGGCUUUUAAACUUUGAAAAUACAGUACCUAAAUUCAUAUUUCAUGCGAGUAAAGCAACAACACCAAGUUAAUCCCCAACACUGUCAUUUAUCUUCCGGGGAAUGUCGCACCCCACCACCAAAAACAAGUUAGGACAACUUUUGGGAGUCUUUUGGAAUGUCGUAAUAAUUAUCAAAUAAAAUAAAAUGUAUUGGUCACAUACACAUGGUUAGCAGAUGUUAUUGCGAGAGUAGCGAAAUGAUUGUUGUUGUUAUUGUCGUAACAUUUAAGUGCAAUCACGUCAUUUGCGUAGCAUUUUAAUGACACUGUAUUUUUACAUUCUUGUGUUAUGCAAUGAGGAUUCCAGGGUCUUUCUCAAACCUCACUGGACUAAAUGACGCUUUCACAUUCGUUCAUAGACGGGUCAGACCAAGGCGCAGCGUGAUAUGCAUACAUGUUUAUUAUACCGAAUAAACACAACGACAAAACAACAAACGAAACAAAACAAAACAAAACGAAACGUGAAGUCCAAGGUAGACACAAACAACAUACCUUACACAGAACAAGAUCCCACAACCCACUAGUGCCAAUAGGCUGCCUAAGUAUGGUCCCCAAUCAGAGACAACGAGCGACAGCUGCCUCUGAUUGGGAACCACACCUGCCAACAUAGAUCUAGAAAACCUAGAUCACAAACAUAGAAAAUCACACCCUGGCUCAACAAAUAAGAGUCCCCAGAGUCAGGGCGUGACAGACGCAGAUAUCUUGUUUAGGGAUUGUUAUCACUGUAGAAAUUAGAGUUGCACUUAAUGCUAUUUGAGAGCAUAGUGUACACUGAAAAAAAAAGAAGUUUCUUAAAUGGUUCUUCCUCAGCUCUUCAGGUUCCUUGGAGAACUCUUGCUCGAUAAAGAACCUUUGAGUUAAGUGGGGGGUUCUUGACGUGGCAUCUACGGUUCUUCAGAAUUCUAAAAGGUUCUUAAAAUGUAUGGAAGCCUGCAGAUGUAUGCCUUUUGUAGCACACAGCAAAUUGGCCAGUGUUAACUAGUCUUGAUUUUUCAGUCUAACAUUUCUAAUUUUUGAAGUCCAUGAGUUAAAUGAAUACUGUAAAGAAUUAAAUUAACAGUGAUGUAAAAGAACCCCAGUGCUGGUUUUAAUAACCAGAGUUAAACCAAAACCACGCUCAUCAUUAUCAUAUUUCCAAGCAUACUCUAUUGCAGGUAGAUUUGAGUUGUUUGUUUCAAUAUCUGUUUUUCAUUGAUUUAUUAAUUGUGCUACUCAAAUAUAAAUAACAUACAUCUAAACUAAUCCAAUCUGUUUGCACCUGUUACUGAAAUGGUUGUUCCAGUUUAGAUGUUUUUAUAAAUUUUUAUUUGAUUUUUUUACAUUUAUUUAACUAGGCAAGUCAGUUAAUAACAAAUUAUUAUUUACAAUGACGGCCUACCAAAAGGCAAAAGGCCUCCUGCAGGGACGGGGGCUGGGAUUAAAAUAUAUAUAUAUAUAUAUAUAGAUAUAUAUGGUGAAGGCUACAGGACUCAAAAUGAAUGAAUGCAACAACCAUGUUUCUAUCACUUGCAAACACCGUCAUGGCUGGUACUGGAAAUUCACACUAAAGGCACCCAGGGAAAUAUGCAAAUAAGGCCCAACACGUUAUUUGCAUAAAACAAGGUGUUGAGUGUGUGUGGUGUUUAAUAAUAAUAAUAUGCCAUUUAGCAGACGCUUUUAUCCAAAGCGACUUACAGUCAUGCGUGCAUACAUUUUUGUGUAUGGGUGGUCCCGGGGAUCGAACCCACUACCUUGGCGUUACAAGCGCCGUGCUCUACCAGCUGAGCUACAGAGGACCAUCCCAUUAAGGUUCUUCAGAUAACUUAAAAUGAUUCCCCUAUGGCACGUGUCAAACUCAUUCCACGGAGGGACGAGUGUCUGCGGGUUUUUGCUCCUCCCUUGAACUUGAUUGAUGAAUUAAGGUCACUAAUUAGGAAGGCACUCCCCUCACCUGGUUGUCUAGGUCUUAAUUGAAAGGAACCAGGAGACACUAUGCCAUCCAUGGAAUAAGUUUGACACCCCUGCCCUAUGCAUUGCCCCCCCCCUUCCACUCACUUUCAAUCCCCCUGUUGUGCACAGAUCGACCCGUGGAUGGGAGAGACCAUCGACCUGGCUGGGGGAGGGGGUCGAUGUUAGCAUCUUAGCGUGUUAGCGCAGGUACAGGAGUUGCUGAGUCACCUCAUCUCUUAACAUUGCACCGAACUGACAAAGCCUAGGUACGGAUUAACAUGGACCUGGAUAGCUGUCUUCUCUAGUUAGCCUAGCUAGCCCCCUCCGCUUUACUCUCUUUUCUCCCUCACGCUAUUUUAACAUGGAGGUUCCCCUCCACAGCUGAGGAACUCUUAUCAAAAGCUAAUAGCCAUGAUAAUGCUAAUAGCUCACUUGUGCUUGUUUGUGUACACUUGGUGUAUGACUGGAGCUGUAUGAGUGAAUUUAUAUGGAUUUGUUACGUAUGUUUGUGAUGUGCUGACUUGAACAAGAUUAAUCAAGAUAGGCCUAUAAUCAAGGUUCAGAUUGUCUAUUGUGUCAUAUUAUAUCGCAUUGGUAUUGCAACCAAAGUUGAAGUGCUAGUUGCAAAUGGCCAUUCAUCAGAUGACCCUGUGGUACCAAGCAAGGUGAUUUGGGAGGCAUUGAAUGAUCACAGCUAGCUCUGGUCCAGGGAAGGCCUUAGGAAGGCUCAGCGUUAGCAAGGCACAUGUAGCGCCCUGUACCAGAGCUAGAUCACAGCAUAAGUGUAUAACGCAUAAGGAACAUGGAUAUACAGCAGCCUAUAUGAGAGGAUCUCUCUGGCUCUCUACACCAGAAUAGUUUAUUCAAGUGGCCUGAUUGCAUAGUUUGAAUCUAAUGAAUUAUGGCAUACAUCAGGGUUUUCCAAAUGCCGGUCUGCAGGCACGUGAUUUUAUUUGGCCCCCCAAUUUUUCUGAGCAAAAAAUGUACAAAAUAAUGUUGUUUAUUAUUUUUGGACAUAAAAGACUGUAACAACACCAGCAAAUCAACUCCAAGUGAUUUUCAUUUUGGAAAUCUGUUCCAAAGUAUUCCCUCGCAUAGUAGAGAUAAAUGUGAUCAUAUACACAUGUAAGCAAGGUUUGAAAUGAUUAUGCUUUAGUCAAAUAUUAUUUCUGUUUGGGCUUCUUGCGGCCAAUUUGCAAUCUACAUAUUAUUUGUAAUUAUGUUCCGGCCCCCUGACCAACCAUUCAAGAAGAAAUCGGCCUGUGGCUGAGUCUAGUUGAAUAUCCCUGGCAUACACUCACAUGCAGUCAGCAGCAAGCCCACAUGUAAGAUGAACAGUUACUAGCACAUUCAGCCAUAUUUAAUGCAUAUGCAAUAUCUAUUUUGAUCAUAAGAUCGUAUUUGAUGUAUAAUUUAAUACACAGCUUGGCCUCUUUGUUGAUGCUACAAAACAUCAUAAACAGCUAUUCUCUCCGCUGAUUUUGUCUGCUGGUUUCUAUCUGGAGUUUGCAGACUAUCAGUAUCUGAAGUUCAGUGGCGGUCGGUGCUUUUUUUAUGAGCAUGGCCUUAUUUCUAUUACAGCAUAUUGGAUGACUGUCAUUCAUAUUCCAUUCACCCAGCUCAAUGUAACAUCAAUAGGUUUAGGCUACUACAUGAUACUCAAAUUUUCCCUGUACCCAUUAUGAGGUUGCUACAACCUAGCCUAUGAAUGAAAGUUUCCAACGUAAAUAAUUUUGAGUAAUCAAGGUGACAGUGUGAUGAGGUGGUGAGUCAGGCGCAGGAGGGUAAAUCACAGAAUAACAGGCCCUGUGUAGCUCAGUUGGUAGAGCAUGGCGCUUGCAACGCCAGGGUUGUGGGUUCGUUUCCCACAGGGGGCCAGUAUGAAAAAAUGUAUGCACUCACUAACUGUAAGUCGCGUCUGCUAAAAUGACAAAAAAAUAUAAAAAAUAAUAACAAUAAUUAAUCCGCAAAAUACAGGUUUACGCAGAAAUGCGUCAAACACACUCCAGGGCACAAAACAGGCGCACUGGAAAAUACAAGGCACAAGGAAAAAAUACUCCUGUCAAUACACAAUACACGAGCUCCACCGAGCUUCACUAACCUCCACAAACAAAUAAUCACCCACACAGACAAGGAAGCAGAGGGAACACUUACUGUAUACCAUGACUAAUGAGGGAAUAAGGACCAGGUGUGUGUGAUUGAAGACAAGACAAAUGGAGUGAUGAUAAAUGGAUCGGCAGUAGCUAGUAAGCCGGUGACGCCGAAUGCCGAAACCUGCCCGAACAAGGAGGGGAGGCAGCCUCGGCGGAAGUCGUGACAGACAGACAGUGACACAUUCAAUACCGCCUUGCACACUCUUGCCUCUAUCUAGCUGAUCUAGGGAGUAAUCAUUAGUCCAACCGUUGCAAACGUGAAUUUCUAUUGGACAAAUUCUGGUAUUUUUAUCCCUGUUUCGUUCCGUUUGCUACCGUUUAAGAAAUGUUUUUCAACAGAAUCGAUGGAAUGAAUUCUCCCCUGAUCACACUCAAACACAGUUCACUUUCAUCACAGCCUCAUGAAAACAGAGUGAUCACUUUGCUCGUUGUAUAUGUAAUAUAUUCUCUCAACUAUCUACGCACUCUCCUCCUCUCACCUCUUUCCUUCACUUGUGGACUUUAGUGCACAACACAUCAGCUGUCUGUGACCAGGCGAAAAAACCUUUCCAAGCCAAACCUUCAUAUUAUGACCACUAUAACCGCUAUGCACAGCCUACAUCGUUGUCAGGUCAUAGUCAACAUAGCUACUAGAACUAACACGUUAGUAAACCCGCUAGAAUCAUGCAGUACAGUGUACAGUCAGAAAGCAGUUUAGCAGUUAUACCGGUGGUCCCCGUUGGCAAUACAUUUAUAAAACCAAAUGCUUACCUUGACUUGGAAGAGUUCCAGUGUUGGAUAGCCAUAGCCAGCUAACUAACAUAGCAUCCAUCUCUGUUUGAGCCAGGUGUUUGAGUAGGCUAAACUAGCUAGCUGCAUUCUCUAGCUAAGUGAAAGUAACAAUGCAGUGCAUAACAUGUGGUGAGUAGUUGACUCAAAGAGAGAACGACAAUAGUUAAACUGUUUUGAACAAAUUAAUUUCUUCCAAAAUUAAGGAGAAGCGAGAGAGAGAGAGAGCGAGAGAGAGAGCUAGCUAUAUUUGGUUGUAUUUUUUUAAACUUUCACUGCUAGCUGUAGCUUAUGCUUUCAGUACUAGAUUCAUUCUAUUUUGAUUGGGUGGACAACAUGUCAGUUCACGCUGCAAGAGCUCUGAUAGGUUGAAGGACGUCCUCCGGAAGUUGUCAUAAUUACUGUGUAAGUCUAUGGAAGGGGGUGAAAACCAUGAGCCUCCAAGGUUUUGUAUUGAAGUCAAUGUACCCAGAGGAGGACAGAAGCUAGCUGUCCUCCGGCUACACCAUAGUGCUGACCUACAGAGUGCUGCUGAGGCUACUUUAGACCAUUGCAAAACAGUGUUUUAAUCAAUUAUUUGAAUAUAUUUAAUAUAGUUUUAUCUAAAAACGGAUAACUUUAAUGUUUCACUAUUUUUAUUUUUAUUAAAUUCACUGAGGAGGAUGGUCCUCCCCUUCCUCCUCUGAGGAGCCUCCACUGCUGAAGUUUGACUCCAGAUGAAACGUAGCUACUCAGAGAGCGAGGAGAUUAACAACUGAAGUGGGGAGCUGACUCUAAGGUGCUCAACUCUUUCCCACGUGCCGUAGAUUAAUGCCUCAAAUUCCUCCCCCAGACCUGCUUCAGUAACUUCACUAAAACUCCCCUUUUUGCGCGUUCUCUUAUUGUGGUAUUUAUAUUUAAAGCCCUACUCCUCCAUGGUAGGUGAGUAAAGUGAGGGAGAUUAGGGAGAAGAGAGCCUUUUUUAAAGUGAUGAUGGUGCUGAUGAAAAUUAAGGAGACGGUUGGAGCUUGGGGAGAGAGAGAGAGAGAGAGCUGGGGAUGAGAGGAUGUAGAGAUGGAGGGGAGAUUAUGUCUGGCUUCUCUGGGAGGAAAUAUGCUCUUUUGUUAUGUUUAAUGGGAAUCGCCAGUGGUGAAGAAGGAAAGGUCAUGGAGAAAGCCAAGUGUCACAUAGGAACACACAGGCACACACACACACACACACACACACACACACACACACAUACACACACACACACACACACACACACACUCACACUCUUUCUCACUCUGACUCGCUCACACUCUCUCUCGCAGCUCUCUUUCUCUCUCAUUCUCCUGUGUGGGCUAUGGCACUGAAAAGGAAGACAUUCAUCUCUCUCACCCCUUUCAUUGUACUCCAUGAUAAUACAUCUCAAGGCAGGGUGAUGGCUGGGUAUACAGUGAGGGAAAAAAGUAUUUGAUCCCCUGCUGAUUUUGUACGUUUGCCCACUGACAAAGAAAUGAUCAGUCUAUAAUUUUAAUGGUAGGUUUAUUUGAACAGUGAGAGACAAAAUAACAACAACAAAAUCCAGAAAAAAACGCAUGUCAAAAAUGUUAUAAAUUGAUUUGCAUUUUAAUGAGGGAAAUAAGUAUUUGACCCCCUCUCAAUCAGAAAGAUUUCUGGCUCCCAGGUGUCUUUUAUACAGGUAACGAGCUGAGAUUAGGAGCACACUCUUAAAUGGAGUGCUCCUAAUCUCAGCUUGUUACCUGUAUAAAAGACACCUGUCCACAGAAGCAAUCAAUCAAUCAGAUUCCAAACUCUCCACCAUGGCCAAGACCAAAGACCUCUCCAAGGAUGUCAGGGACAAGAUUGUAGACCUACACAAUGCUGGAAUGGGCUACAAGACCAUUGCCAAGCAACUUGGUGAGAAGGUGACAACAGUUGGUGCGAUUAUUCGCAAAUGGAAGAAACACAAAAGAACUGUCAAUCUCCCUCGGCCUGGGGCUCCAUGCAAGAUCUCACCUCGUGGAGUUGCAAUGAUCAUGAGAACGGUGAGGAAUCAGCCCAGAACUACACGGGAGGAUCUUGUCAAUGAUCUCAAGGCAGCUGGGACCAUAGUCACCAAGAAAACAAUUGGUAAUACACUACGCCGUGAAGGACUGAAAUCCUGCAGCGCCCGCAAGGUCCCCCUGCUCAAGAAAGCACAUAUAUAGGCCCGUCUGAAGUUUGCCAAUGAACAUCUGAAUGAUUCAGAGGAGAACUGGGUGAAAGUGUUGUGGUCAGAUGAGACCAAAAUGGAGCUCUUUGGCAUCAACUCAACUCGCCGUGUUUGGAGGAGGAGGAAUGCUGCUUAUGACCCCAAGAACACCAUCCCCACCGUCAAACAUGGAGGUGGAAACAUUAUGCUUUGGGGGUGUUUUUCUGCUAAGGGGACAGGACAUUUUCACUGCAUCAAAGGGACGAUGGACGGGGCCAUGUACCGUCAAAUCUUGGGUGAGAACCUCCUUCCCUCAGCCAGGGCAUUGAAAAUGGGUCGUGGAUGGGUAUUCCAGCAUGACAAUGACCCAAAACACACGGCCAAGGCAACAAAGGAGUGGCUCAAGAAGAAGCACAUUAAGGUCCUGGAGUGGCCUAGCCAGUCUCUAGACCUUAAUCCCAUAGAAAAUCUGUGGAGGGAGCUGAAGGUUCGAGUUGCUAAACGUCAGCCUCGAAACCUUAAUGACUUGGAGAAGAUCUGUAAAGAGGAGUGGGACAAAAUCCCUCCUGAGAUUUGUGCAAACCUGGUGGCCAACUACAAGAAACGUCUGACCUCUGUGAUUGCCAACAAGGGUUUUGCCACCAAGUACUAAGUCAUGUUUUGCAGAGGUGCUGGAUACAGCCAUGGUAUAUUGGCCAUAUACCACAAACCCCCGAGGUGCCUUACUGCUAUUAUAAACUGGUUAUCAACGUAAUUAGAGCAGUGAAAAUAAAUGUUUUGUCAUACUCGUGGUAUACAGUCUGAUAUACCACAGCUGUCAGCCAAUCAGCAUUCAGGGCUCGAACCACCUAGUUUACAAUGUAAUAUUUAUUGUAGUGUUUUUGCAGACAUUACUGUAGUAUUUACUAUAGUGUUUUUGUUUUAUGAUCUUUGACAAAGAGGUGGUGGCUUCCUCCUUCAGGAAACCUACUGGAGAAAAACUAAAAUAGUUAGUAAGUUAGUUAGUUAGUUAGUUAGUUAGUUAGUUAGUUAGUUAGUUAGUUAGUUAGUUAGUUAGUUCUGAACAGAGAGUUCAGUAACCUGUAGGGAACACAAUAUGGUAAAUACUUGGUAUGUAGGUUUCUCACUUAUGGGUGGCACAAAUUGCGUUAUGGGGGAGGGGAAUGGGCAGCGUAUAUGCAAGUAAAAUUCUGUGGUAUUUACUGUAGUUAAAAAAGUGUUGUGGUUUUGGAGAAUGUAGUGUUUUUGCAGACAUUACUGUAGUAUUUACUGCAGAGUUUUUUAACUGAUAAUAUUGUUGUAUUUACAUGUAGUCUUCUACAGUAUACUACAAUAUUCUAUAGUUAGUAAUACAUGAUCGAGGGAUAAUACAGUGUGUAGUGUAGUAUUCAACAGCAUACUACAGUUUACUAUAUAAUUCUAUAGUAAAUACUGUAGUAUUCUAUAGUAAACUGUAGUAUUUUUUCAUGUGGGCCUAUAUUUUAUAUGAGCCAUGAGUCGUACAGUGGGGAAAAAAAGUAUUUAGUCAGCCACCAAUUGUGCAAGUUCUCCCACUUAAAAAGAUGAGAGAGGCCUGUAAUCUUCAUCAUAGGUACACGUCGACUAUGACAGACAAAAUGAGGAAAAAAAUUCCAGAAAAUCACAUUGUAGGAUUUUUAAUGAAUUUAUUUGCAAAUUAUGGUGGAAAAUAAGUAUUUGGUCAAUAACAAAAGUUUCUCAAUACUUUGUUAUAUACCCUUUGUUGGCAAUGACACAGGUCAAACGUUUUCUGUAAGUCUUCACAAGGUUUUCACAUACUGUUGCUGGUAUUUUGGCCCAUUCCUCCAUGCAGAUCUCCACUAGAGCAGUGAUGUUUUGGGGCUGUCGCUGGGCAACACGGACUUUCAACUCCCUCCAAAGAUUUUCUAUGGGGUUGAGAUCUGGAGACUGGCUAGGCCACUCCAGGACCUUGAAAUGCUUCUUACGAAGCCACUCCUUCGUUGCCCGGGCGGUAUGUUUGGGAUCAUUGUCAUGCUGAAAGACCCAGCCACGUUUCAUCUUCAAUGCCCUUGCUGAUGGAAGGAGGUUUUCACUCAAAAUCUCACGAUACAUGGCCCCAUUCAUUCUUUCCUUUACAUGGAUCAGUCGUCCUGGUCCCUUUGCAGAAAAACAGCCCCAAAGCAUGAUGUUUCCACCCCCAUGCUUCACAGUAGGUAUGGUGUUCUUUGGAUGCAACUCAGCAUUCUUUGUCCUCCAAACACGACGAGUUGAGUUUUUACCAAAAAGUUAUAUUUUGGUUUCAUCUGACCAUAUGACAUUCUCCCAAUCCUCUUCUGGAUCAUCCAAAUGCACUCUAGCAAACUUCAGACGGGCCUGGACAUGUACUGGCUUAAGCAGGGGGACACGUCUCGCACUGCAGGAUUUGAGUCCCUAGCGGCGUAGUGUGUUACUGAUGGUAGGCUUUGUUACUUUGGUCCCAGCUCUCUGCAGGUCAUUCACUAGGUCCCCCUGUGUGGUUCUGGGAUUUUUGCUCACCGUUCUUGUGAUCAUUUUGACCCCACGGGGUGAGAUCUUGCGUGGAGCCCCAGAUCGAGGGAGAUGAUCAGUGGUCUUGUAUGUCUUCCAUUUCCUAAUAAUUGCUCCCACAGUUGAUUUCUUCAAACCAAGCUGCUUACCUAUUGCAGAUUCAGUCUUCCCAGCCUGGUGCAGGUCUACAAUUUUGUUUCUGGUGUCCUUUGACAGCUCUUUGGUCUUGGCCAUAGUGGAGUUUGGAGUGUGACUGUUUGAGGUUGUGGACAGGUGUCUUUUAUACUGAUAACAAGUUCAAACAGGUGCCAUUAAUACAGGUAACAAGUGGAGGACAGAGGAGCCUCUUAAAGAAGAAGUUACAGGUCUGUGAGAGCCAGAAAUCUUGCUUGUUUGUAGGUGACCAAAUACUUAUUUUCCACCAUAAUUUGCAAAUAAAUUCAUAAAAAAUCCUACAAUGUGAUUUUAGUUGACGUGUACCUAUGAUGAAAAUUACAGGCCUCUCUCAUCUUUUUAAGUGGGAGAACUUGCACAAUUGGUGGCUGACUAAAUACUUUUUUUCCCCACUGUACUUCCAAUAUUAAAAAGGCCAUCAACCCCGAACGCUCCCGAAAUAACAGCCAAUCUAGAGUUGGUUGAUGUAGAAUGACCUAAGGUCCCCACGCCAUCACAUGUUUACAGUAGAAAUUGAAGCCACUGAUUGUUUUAUGAUUCCAUUAGUGCCGGAAGAAUGUCCAACGACAGCUACUGUAACACAUGGCAUGGACAUCAGUGAGUAUUUUGUCCAAUUACAUAUUAAAUGUGUUUAUACAGGGUUGGUGUCUCUAAUCCCUACAGUUUAGUCACUGUUCUACCACCCGGUACUCUACCCUGCACCUUAGAGACUGCUGCCCUAUGUACAUAGUCAUUGAACACUGGUCACUUUAAUAAUGUUGACAUACUGUUUUACCCACUUUAUAUGAAUAUGCUGUAUUCUAGUCGUGGCUCAUCCUAUGUACUGUAACUACGGCUGCAUACACCUUUUGUGUUCAUAUACUCUCCAUACUGUCUUUACACUCCAUUAUAUGUAAAUAUAUUUAUAUUCCGGUCUCUGACAUUUCUUAAUUUUUUAUUUAUUUCUUAUUUUCUGGAUUGUGUGUGUAUUGUUUUUUAAAAAUGUUAUUACUAGGUAUUACUGCACUGUUGGAGCUAGAAACACAAGCAUUUCACUGCACCUGCGAUAACUUCUGCAAAUCUGUGUACGCAACCAAUAAACGUUGAUUUGAUUUGCGUUUGAUCAGCAGAAUUGAAUGGCAAUGGCUUUAGCCCACUGAAAUGUCAAGGUUUAUUUACCAAAUGCACGGUUCAAAUAUUUCUUUUCCUUUGGGUUUAGCCUAAUAAAAGUGCCCUGAAAUAGUAGCCAAAUAGUCGAUUGGAUGAUAUCUUUUGAUGCUUUUGAGGGUGCCCAUUUUAUUCAAAAACAUUUGGGGGUGCCCUGAUUUGGGGCUCACAAACCAACCAUUACAUUUAACAUUUAAGUAAUUUAGCAGACACUCUUAUCCAGAGCGACUUACAAUUGGAAUGAAGAACUCUAUGUGUUGUUGUCUACGGCUGGAGCAGCGUUCUACUUCUAAUUAUCAAAUAAAUUAAAUCAAUCAGUCAAUACAUGAUAACAGUAUAGUGAUAAUGAUGAGUCUCUCUGCUCCCAUAAUGUUUUAAUCCACUGUGGUGAUGCUACCACAGCUAUAGAAAAACAAACCACAAAGAGUCUUGCAUCACUCUUAACUCAAGGACAGACUUUUUCUCCUCCCAGUAAUAGCGAGCUAUUCAACUCCUAAUAGCCCUGGUCCCUGGCUGGUACACAAUAUUACCUGUCAACCCAGACUUUCUAUAGAUCCUCAUUUAAGAACUGCUAAUAGUGGUACUUAUCAAUAUAAAUACUUUCAGGGGGACAUGGUGUUCACUUUAUAAAAAAGUUAUAAAGUAGUCGUCAGCUGGAUGGGGUAUUACAGCAUGCCCUAUGUAUUCUAUCAGACAGAGGGGAGGACCCUACGCAUAUUAAAUCACAAACAGGUACAGUUUAUCAGACAGAGGGGAGGACCCUACGCAUAUUAAAUUACAAACAGGUACAGUCUAUCAGACAGAGGGGAGGACCCUACGCAUAUUAAAUCACAAACAGGUACAGUCUAUCAGACAGAGGGAAGGACCCUACGCAUAUUAAAUCACAAACAGGCACAGUCUGCCAUGCUGUAUUCCAGGGAAACACGGAAAGUUCUCAUAAAUGGCCGGACAUCUUGUACACUCUUAGAAAAAAGGGUUCACAAAGGGUUCUUUGGUUGUCCCCAUAGGAGCACCCUUUUUGGUUCCAGGUAGAAACCUUUUGGGUUCUAGGUAGAACCCUUUUGGGUUCCAUGUAGAACCCUCUGUGGAAAGGGUUCUACAUGGAACCCCAAAAUAUUCCAACUGGAACCAAAAGGGUUCUACCUGGAACCAAAUAGGGUUCUUCAAAGGGUUAUCCUAUAGGGACAGCCGAAGAACCGUUUAGGUUCUAGAUAGCACCUUUUUUUCUUAGAGUGUAGUGUUGUAAUAAUGUGCUUAGAUGGCAGCGAGAGCUGUGGGGUUAGACAUGCUAGUAAUGUAUAGGUCCUGUCGUAUACACUCUGACACCAUUGACUUUUUCUAACAGUGAGAAUUGUUAGCAUACAUCUAGAUUUAGAUUUCCUUUGGUACCCUUCUCUACUUGGUUUAGUACACUCACAUGACAUGAUGUUUGUGACAGGACUUGUUUGUAUGUGUUGAGUCUGGUAGUGUCCACGUGACCCAUGACUUGAGGGAAGAGGAUGUCAUUCCUAUAACCGUACACAGUGAUGGCAGUCCAUCUAUCAUUAUGGUGACCUUUACAGUGUGAUCUACCACAGCGGUAAAUUGGCCCAUGCUGGUUGCUGAUUAUUUAAUUUUUUUGCUGACAUGUUAGCUCCCUUGGCUUUUGCUAUUGUUAUUUCUCAUCCACAUUCUUCACUGCGAGACUGACCAGGCAAAGCCAAUGUCUUUUUAAUGUGCCACAGUUUAUGUAAACCUGUGUGCACACACACACACACACACACACACACACACACACACACACUCUCACACACACACACACACAUACACACACACACACACACACACACACACACACACACACACACACACACACACACACACACACACACACACACACACACACACACAGCCUGUAGGCAUGUGUGUAGAGACCUGUCACUUCCCAGUUGCAUGGGUGCCCUGCACAUUGUCCUCCCACCCCCCACAUUCCUCUCGCUUGUUGGCAAGAGACCACAAAUCAAAUCAAAUCAAAUUGUAUUUGCCACAUGCGCCGAAUACAACAGGUGUAGACAUUACAGUGAAAUGCUUACUUACAAGCCCUUAACCAACAAUGCAGUUUUUUAAAGAAAAAUGUAAAAUAAUAAAGUGUUAAUUAAAGAAAAAAAUAAAAUAAAAGCAAAUAACUAAAGAGCAGCAGUAAAAUAAAAUAACAGUAGGGAGGCUAUAUACAGGGGGGUACCGGUACAGAGUCAAUCUGCAGGGGCACCGGCUAGUCGAGGUAAUUGAGGUCAUAUGUACAUGUGGGUAGAGUUAAAGUGACUAUGCAUAAAUAAUAAACAGACUAGCAGCAGCGUAAAAGAGGGGGAUGGGGUGGGGUGGGGGGCAGUGCAAAUAGUCCGGGUAGCCAUGAUUAGCUGUUCAGGAGUCUUAUGGCUUGGGGGUAGAAGCUGUUGAGAAGCCUUUUGGACCUAGACUUGCGGUAGCAGAGAGAACAGUCUAUGACUAGGGUGGCUUGAGUCUUUGACAAUAUUGAGGGCCUUCCUCUGACACCACCUGGUAUAGACGUCCUGGAUGGCAGGAAGCUUGGCCCCAGUGAUGUACUGGGCCGUACGCACUACCCUCUGUAGUGCCUUGCGGUCGGAGGCCGAGCAGUUGCCAUACCAGGCGGUGAUGCAACCAGUCAGGAUGCUCUCAAUGGUGCAACUGUAGAACUUUUUGAGCAUCUGAGGACCCAUGCCAAAUCUUUUCAGUCUCCUGAGGGGGAAUAGGUUUUUUCGUGCCCUCUUCACAACUAUCUUGGUGUGUUUGGACCAUGAUAGUUCGUUGGUGAUGUGGACACCAAGGAACUUGAAGCUCUCAACCUGUUCAACUACAGCCCCGUCGAUGAGAAUGGGGGCGUGCUCAGUCCUGUUUUUUUUCCUGUAGUCCACAAUCAUCUCCUUUGUCUUGAUCACGUUGAGGGAGAGACAUAUCAGUAUGGAUGACGGAUCACCACCUCAAGCUGAACCCUGGCAAGACGGAGCUGCUCUUCCUCCCGGGGAAGGACUGCCCGUUCCAUGAUCUCGCCAUCACGGUUGACAACUCCGCUGUGUCCUCCUCCCAGAGUGCGAAGAGCCUAGGCGUGACCCUGGACAACACCCUGUCGUUCUCCGCCAACAUCAAGGCGGUGACCCGCUCCUGCAGGUUCAUGCUCUACAACAUUCGGAGAGUACGACCCUGCCUUACACAGGAAGCGGCACAGGUCCUAAUCCAGGCACUUGUCAUCUCCCGUCUGGACUACUGCAACUCGCUGUUGGCUGGCCUCCCUGCCUGUGCCAUUAAACCCCUACAACUCAUCCAGAAUGCCGCAGCCCGUCUGGUGUUCAACCUUCCCAAGUUCUCUCACGUCACCCCCCCUCCUCCGCACACUCCACUGGCUUCCAGUUGAAGCUCGCAUCCGCUACAAGACCAUGGUGCUUGCCUAUGGAGCAGUGAGGGGAACGGCACCUCUGUACCUUCAGGCUCUGAUCAGUCCCUACACCCAAACGAGGGCAUUGCGCUCAUCCACCUCUGGCCUGCUGGCUCCCCUUCCUCUGCGGAAGCAUAGUUCCCGCUCAGCCCAGUCAAAACUGUUCGCUGCUCUGGCACCCCAAUGGUGGAACAAGCUCCCUCACGACGCCAGGACAGCGGAGUCACUCACCACCUUCCGGAGACAUUUGAAACCCCACCUCUUUAAGGAAUACCUGGGAUAGGAUAAAGGAAUCCUUCUACCCCCCCCCCCCCCCCCCCCCCCCCCCCCCAAUUGUAAAGUGGUUAUCCCACUGGCUAUAGGGUGAACGCACCAAUUUGUGAGUCGCUCUGGCUAAGAGCGUCUGCUAAAUGACGUUAAUGUGCCCUUGAGCAAGGCACUUAACCCUAAUUGCUCCUGUAAGUCGCUCUGGAUAAGAGCGUCUGCUAAAUGACUAAAAUGUAAAAUGUAAAAAUGUUGUUAUCCAGGCACCACACGGCCAGGUCUCUGACCUCCUCCUUAUAGGCUGUCUCAUCGUUGUCGGUGAUCAGGCCUACCACUGUUGUGUCGUUGGCAAACUUAAUGAUGGUGUUGGAGUCGUGCCUGGCCAUACAGUCAUGGGUGAACAGGGAGUAUAGGAGGGGACUGAGCACGCACCCCUGAGGGAACCCCGUGUUGAGGAUCAGCGUGGCAGACGUGUUGUUACCUACCCUUACCACCUGGGGGCGGCCCAUCAGGAAGUCCAGGAUCCAGUUGCAGAGGGAGGUGUUUAGUCCCAGGAUCCUUAGCUUAGUGAUGAGCUUUGAGGGCACUAUGGUGUUGAACGCUGAGCUGUAGUCAAUGAAUAGCAUUCUCACGUAGGUGGUCCUCUUGUCCAGGUGGGAAAGGGAAGUGUGGAGUGCAAUAGAGAUUGCAUCAUCUGUGGAUCUGUUGGGGCGGUAUGCAAAUUGGAGUGGGUCUAGGGUUUCUGGGAUAAUGGUGUUGAUGUGAGGCAUGACCAACCUUUCAAAGCACUUCAUGGCUACAGACGUGAGUGCUAUGGGUCGGUAGUCAUUUAGGCAGGUUAUCUUAGUGUCCUUGGGCACAGGGACUAUGGUGGUCUGCUUGAAACAUGUUGGUAUUACAGACUCAGUCAGGGACAUGUUGAAAAUGUCAGUGAAGACACUUGCCAGUUGGUCAGCACAUGCUCCGAGUACACGUCCUGGUAAUCCAUCUGGCCCUGCGGCCUUGUGAAUGUUGACCUGCUUAAAAGUCUUACUCACAUCGGCUACGGAGAGUGGUCCUCUGUAGCUCAAUUGGUAGAGCAUGGUGCUUGUAAUGCCAGGGUAGUGGGUUCGAUCCCCGGGACCACCCAUACGUAAAAAUGUAUGCACACAUGACUGUAAGUCGCUUUGGAUAAAAGCGUUUGCUAAAUGGCAUAUUAUAUUAUUAUAUUAUAGUGUGACCACAUAGUCAUCCGGAACAGCUGAUGCUCUCAUGCAUGCUUCAGUGUUGCUUGCCUCGAAGCGAGCAUAGAAGUGAUUUAGCUCGUCUGGUAGGCUUGUGUCACUGGGCAGUUCGCGGCUGUGCUUCCCUUUGUAGUCUGUAAUAGUUUUCAAGCCCUGCCACAUCCGACGAGCGUCAGAGCCGGUGUAGUACGAUUCAAUCUUAGUCCUGUAUUGACUCUUUGCCUGUUUGAUGGUUCGUCGGAGGGCAUAGCGGGAUUUCUUAUAAGCUUCCGGGUUAGAGUCCCGCUCCUUAAAAGCGGCAGCUCUACCCUUUAGCUCAGUGCGGAUGUUGCCUGUAAUCCAUGGCUUCUGGUUGGGGUAUGUACGUACGGUCACUGUGGGGACGACGUCAUCGAUGCACUUAUUGAUGAAGCCAGUGACUGAUGUGGUGUACUCCUCAAUGCUAUCUGAAGAAUCCCUGAUCAUAUUCCAGUCUGUGCUAGCAAAACAGUCUGCGUCAUCUGACCACUUUUUUAGUAACCGAGUCACUGGUGCUUCCUGCUUUAGUUUUUGUUUAUAGGCAGGAAUCAGGAGGAUAGAGUUAUGGUCAGAUUUGCCAAAUGGAGGGCGAGGGAGAGCUUUGUAUGCGUCUCUGUGUGUGGAGUAAAGGUGGUCUAGAGUUUAUUUUCCUCUGGUUGUACAUUUAACAUGCUGGUAGAAAUUAGGUAGAACGGAUUUAAGUUUCCCUGCAUUAAAGUCCCCGGCCACUAGGAGCGCUGCCUCUGGAUGAGCGUUUUCCUGUUUACUUAUGGCCUUAUACAGCUCAUUGAGUGCAAUCUUAGUUCCAGCAUCGGUUUGUGGUGGUAGGUAGACAGCUACGAAAAAUAUAGAUGAAAACUAUCUUGGUAAAUAGUGUGGUCUACAGCUUAUCAUGAGAUACUCUACCUCCGGCGAGCAAAACCUCGAGACUUCCUUAGAGUUAGUUUUUAUGUACCAGCUGUUGUUUACAAAUAUACACAGACCGCCACCCCUUGUCUUACCGGAGUCAGCCGUUCUAUCCUGACGAUGUAGCGUAUAUCCUGCCAGCUGUAUGUUAUCAAUGUCGUCAUUCAGCCACGACUCGGUGAAACAUAAGAUAUUACAGUUUUUAAUGUCCCGUUGGUAGGAUAACCUUAAUCGUAGGUCGUCCAAUUUGUUUUCAAAUGAUUGAACAUUGGCUAAUAGGAUUGAUGGAAGAGGCUGUUUACUCGCUCGCCGUCAGAUCCUUACAAGGCACCCCGACCUACGUCCACGAUAUCUCUGUCUCUUUCAUGCGAAUGAUGGGGAUUUGGGCCUUGUCGUGUGUCUGUAGGAUAUCCUUCGCGUACGACUCGUUGAAGAAAAAAUCUUUGUCCAAUACGAGGUGAGUAAUCGCUGUCCUGAUAUCCAGAAGCUCUUUUUGGUCAUAAGAGACGGUGGCAGAAACAUUAUGUACAGAAUAAAUUACAAAUAACGCGAAAAAACACACAUAAUAGUACAAUUGGUUAGAGGGCUGUAAAACGGCAGCCAUCUUCUCCGGCACCACUGUGCCUGUAUCCACAAAGCAUCUCAGAGUAAGAGUGCUGAUCUAGGAUCUGUCCAUAUAGCUCAAAAGAGAGAGGCUGUUUGAUCACUUCGUUGGGGAUGCAAUGAGGGUCGCUAUCAAGGUCUGGCAUCUCUCUUCGGCAACAACUUGAUAUUGUCAAUGCAACGAGGAAGUAAGAAGCUGGAUCAAAAGUUGAGGACGAACUGUUCUCUAAUGUUGAGGAUGACAUAACAGGAGAAGACAGGAAGCAAAGUCUUUUGCCACUCUCCCAGGGUGUUUUGUGGCUGUGGACUGGCCAGAAAUCACUUCUAUGUCUUAAUGAUCCACACUCUCCUCACGCCAAUUUUGAGACUAAAGUAAACUAAUUAACAAAGGACUAUAAAUACCGCAUUCACUAGACCAAAAGCUCUCCUCGAUUCUCUCAAGGCUUUGGCAAAUCUCUUGUUUGUCUGUUCUGAUUGUCAUUGUUUUGGCGCCAUGUUUUAGCAUCUACUUGAGGUACCCUGCCAAAUGAAUUAGAAUGUGAGAAAUGGAAUUGGCCCAAAACGCUACUUCAAAUCAACACUUAAAUAGAUGGACUGGCAUGUUAGGUAUCCGAAUCCUGCUGUGGCGCUCCUCGUAAUCUUCACAUUCUCUUACUGAGAGACGGAAUCAGAAUCCAUAUUCCUGGAGAGGGUUGUAAAUGUACAGAGCCGUGCCAUUAGGGAAGUGACCUCAGAGGUGACAUUGCACUGCUUGUACCGCAUCAAUUCUCUGUUGCUUCUAACUUUCUGCCCUUGUAGUCUCCAUUGACAGACACACUGAAUGCCAAAUCGAUCCCUAGCCCCUAGUGGUGCGCAGGUCAGCUGUUUUUCACCUGCACCCUCCCGUAAUUGCUAAUAACCCAUCCGCAACCACCUGACUAUAUGUGAUAAAGUGAAAAUCUGAGGCCCGCACCCGACCCUAACCCGCUAAUAUUGAAAAUGCGUUGUAAACUACAGUCAGAGAUGACGGAACGAUUUAUUUUACAGGGGUGUAGGAUUUUUUUUAUGCCUGAUUUAGAUGUUUCUGCUUAUUUCCGACAUUUUGGAAGGCACAUUUCUGACAUUUUGGUAGGCUAUUUGUUAGUCAACUUGUCUAUAAUUAGAUAGCCUACAAUAUAUGCAGCUUCUCUUCUGUCAUUAUAUGUUGCCCUAGAAGACUAAAUUAACCCUUGCUCACCAGAAUAAUUUCAUAAAUCGAUAGAAUUAUUGAUUAAAUCUAAUUGGCAUCGGUAAAGUUUUCUCUGUCAUCUCUAUUUCUUUCGCGGAGCAAAGACGUUUAGGGACCGGGGAUGAAAUGUAAUAACUAAAAAGAAAUGGGAAUUAAUUUCUGUGCAAAACCGGUUGUAAGGAAAUGGAAAGCUGUGAAAAUGAACCAACAUGUUUUUAUCCGUGUCACGACUUCGGCCGAGGCUGACUCCCCUCCUUGUUCGGGCAGGCUUCGGCGUUCGUCGUCACCAGCUUACUAACCACUGCCGCCCCAAUCAUCAUCACCUUUGUCUUGUCUUGUCAAUCACACACACCUGGUUCUAAUCCCCUCAUUAGUCUGUGUAUAAGUGUUCCCUCUGCCCCCCUGUCCUUGUGGGUGAUUGUUAUUUGUGAGAGUAGUGUAGCUCGGUGGAGCUACUCGUACAUUUUGUUGCCAGGGUAGAUUUUCCCCUGUGCCUAUGUAUUAUUGGAUUCUACCAUUACAGUGUAUUUGCCAGGAAUGAGAGUUUCCCCUGUGCCGGUGAUCGCUAUUUGAGCGCAUUUGUGUGUCCUCGAAGGAAUAAACUCUGUAUUCGGUGAUUACCCUCCUGCGCCUGACUCCUUCCAUCACACUCAUCACAAUCAGCUUUUAUGAUGCUGAUAAAGAUAGCACCAGUGGUGGGAAAAAGUACCAAAUUGUCAUACUUGAGUAAAAGUAAAGAUACCUUAAAAGUAAAUGACUCACGUGGAAGUGAAAGUCACCCAGUAAAAUACUACUUGAGUAAAAGUAUAAAAGUAUUUGGUUUUAAAUAUACUUAAGUAUCAAAAGUAAAACUAUAAAUCAUUUCAAAUUACUUAUAUUAAGCAAACGAGACUGCACGAUUUUCUUGUUUAAAAAAAAAUAAAAGUACGGAUAGCCAGGGGCACACUUCAACACUCAGACAUAAUUUACAAACUAAGCAUUUGUGUUUAGUGAGUCUGCCAGAUCAGAGGCAGUAGGGAUGACCAGGGAUGUUCUCUUGAUAAGUGCGUGAAUUAGACAAUUGUCACGAUCGUUGACUGAAGACACGGACCAAGGCGCUGCGUGAUAAGCGUACAUACUUUUAUUUAACGUACUUAACGACAAAAACAACAAACAAACGAUACGUGAAGUCCUGAGGUUAUAACACAACAAACCUUUACGGAUCAAGAUCCCACACACUAACUGGUGCCAACAGGCUGCCUAAGUAUGGUCCCCAAUCAGAGACAACGAGCUACAGCUGUCUCUGAUUGGGAACCACCCUGGCCAACAUAGAUCAACACGAUCUAGAACAAAAACAUAGAAAACUAAACAAUGAAAAUCCACACCCUGGCUCAACAUUUAAGAGUCCCCAGAGCCAGGGCGUGACAACAAUUUUCCUGUCCUGCUAAGCAUCUAAAAUGUAAAGAGUACUUUUGGGUGUCAGGGAAAAUGUAAGGAGUAAAAAGUGCAUUAUUUUCUUUAGGAAUGUAGUGGAGUAAAAGUAAAAGUUGUCAAAAAAUAUAAAUAGUAAAGUAAAGUACAGAUACCCCAAACAACUACUUAAUUAGUAUUUUUACUUAAGUACUUUACACCACUUGGUAGCACCUCUACUGCACAUAUGCAUUCUCUCAAGAUGCUGAAAGAAAUACAUCAUAGCCUAUUUCUCCACUCCUGUUCCCAAGUCAAACUGUAACCUAAAUUUGGUUUAUCAUUUUACUGCAAGAAAUACUUAAUUCUGCAGGAGUUCAUAUUAAGGCUAUGUGAGUGGUUAUAGACCUACUGUCAGUGUCCAGAUUUUAGUUUCCAUUUAACCCAACUGAACAGUAGGCUACAGUUCCCUUGACGUGCCAUAGGCCUAUUUGAAGUCCCGGUCUUGUGACUAUCGAAUUUGUGUAGUGCCUCACAAUCAUCACACAUAACACUGCUAUCACCCUCUUUUACCACUUCACCAAAUCUUUCACAAACAUUACUUUUCUGGCCCUCCUUCUCUUUAUUUUCAACUCCCUAUUUCACAGAUUUUCUCUUAUUGAAUUAAACUCCGACAUUGUCCCUUUUGUCUGUUGCAAAAAGCAUUUGGCGAUUGGCAUGUAGGCUAUUUGGCGCGCAAACAGUUAGGCCCUAAAUCUUAGGUUUACGCACUAAUGCCAGAUAGCCUUAAAUAAGGAAAGAACAACCUCAAUGUAGCCUAUAGAUAUAAAUUACACAAGAAUGAUACAUUUAUGGAUUUUUUAAGGUAUUGUUUUUUCUUUAUUCAACCCGCCUGCCCUUCAUCCACACAAUAUUUAAUGACCCUAAAUAUAACCGCGGGGACUGCGGGUUAUGAGUCAGCCCUCGCAUCACUACUAGCACCUACUCCCUAGCCACUCCUAGAUAUCUGGCACAGGUGGCUGGUGGCACAUUAAUUGGGGAGGACGGGCUCAUAGUAAUGGCUGGAACGGAAUUAAUGGAACCGUAUCAAACACAUCAAACAUGGGUUCCAGAUGUUUGAUACCAUUCCAUUCACUCCAUUCCAGCCAUUAUUAUGAGCCGUCCUCCCCUAAGCAGCCUCCUGUGGUACGUAGGGAGUAGGCGCUUAGAGUCAGUUUGGAAUUCAGCAUUCAUGUAGAGGCUACAGUAAGCUAACCAAUGACCCUUGUUAGUUUCUCUCCUCAAUACAGAGAGACCUUCCCUGUAUCAUGACAGCGUUAAAUGAAUGCCACCAUGAAACCAUAUGCAUCAGGUACACUACAAUUCAAAGGGUUCUCAGAAGUUACAGUACAUAAAUGGAGGAUUCCACCUUGCUCUGCCUGCUGGUCCUGCUAGCUCUUUCCAUGGCCAGACGGCCAGCCACUAAGAGCAGAGAAAGAACCAGAGCCAUGAAAGUAGUGAACGCCAUGCAGGGGCUGAGUUGAUGACGGCAGAGCUGUUUGAAGAGGGGACCAUUCUCCUGGGUGAGAAGGCCCUUCCUAUUAUGUUUAAUUUUUCAAUAUGUUUGGCUUUUAGACCGAGGGGAUGCGGCGUUAUGAGCCUGUAGCCUUGUUAUGUCACACACACACACAUGCAUAUAGAUACACACAAACACACAUACUGUACACGUUCACACAUGCAAAAAACAUACACACACACGUACAAAGCAUACAUACACAACGGCCCCCUGCUUUACAACCCCUAGCCAGCCAUCCUUUGAUCCUAGCGCCGCCACAGCGCUCACACCAAGAGGUAAGAGAAAAAAACAUAUGAAAUCUAUAUUUGAUAUUGACCCCUGACAGCAUAAAGUAUCUUGGGUUUGCCAAGAUGUCCGACACUGGGCUUGUUUUGUUUCAUCAAGAGGAAGAGGACUUUUUAUUUGAGCUCUAAGUUGUAGAUGCCUUCAUUACUGGACAGUCUCUGCUCUGUCCCUUUUUACCCUUUCCUUGGACAUCACCUUAAUUCAAGUUGACAUGUUCAAUCAAUAUUUUGAUCUUGAGUUCCUUUCAGCAAUUUUGUAAUAGAAUUAGUUGUUCCGUACCUCAAGGCUUGACCCGGUCAUCAAUUUUAUGUCUCGAUAUCAGCGCUAUUAGGAGGAAACUGUGUUUCAUAUCUUAGGGUUGCUUUAACUCAAGGAUGUCUGAAAGAGGCACUUGAGUACAUUAAACCUUUCACAUGGUUUGUUGUAGACAGUAUCUGAAAUCCUUACUGACUGUCUUUUAUCAUAGUUACUGACUACUUCAGAUACAUUACAACAAAGUAACAUUUCAGAAGUGUUGUUGUCAGUGGUGUAGUGCUAUUUUUAUAGGUGAGGGAGCGAAAAAAAAAAAAUUAUAUAAUAAUUUCCUCAACUGAAGUUUGUACCAACAGAUGAAGCCUAUUGAAUAUCAUUAUAUAGAAUAUGCAUAAAAUGCAUCCUCCAUUUGCAACAUCUGCCUAUGCCCACACAUAUUGUCUCAAGAACAUGUUCUAUUUUUAAUACCUUUAAACACCAAGUUAGGCCUAACCCUAACCCUAACCCUAACCCUAACCCUAACCCUAACCCUAACCUCAUUUCAAAAUAGGCCAUCAUCACUGUCAAUCGUGAAUGACAAUUGUUCAUGUUUUACUGGUGAAACUGCAUCUGCAUGCCAGUCAUUUGAUUGAUCUCAAUCAGUUUCAUGGGAACAGACUAUGCAUUUAGAUCUUCUUCAAUUACUGUUUCGUGAGCGAAUUAGAGCAGAUGGUGUUAACAAACUAUUAGCCUUGCUUGUAUUUUGUUUCAGUCAAAGCAUAUAUCCUGCCUAGUGGCGCGUUCUGUUGUGUUAUUGCGCAUGAGAAAAAAAGUGACUAUUCAGCUUCAGCUAAACAUACUAAAAUCUAAUUAGAAAUCAGGUGUUUUUGCUGUAACAGUAACGUUAUAGGCCUACUAUGCUAUGCUAUUAUAUUCGGUUCUAUUAUGUAAAAUACUCAUUAAUCAUUAUUUGAUCUUGCAAGACAUUGAUUCAGCUUUGAUCUAACUUUACUAAACGUGCACCAUUGUGAGAUGUGAUAAUAUUAUAUUUGUAUUAAUAAUAAUAAUAAUAAUAAUAAGUGAUGAAUAGGAAUUUUAGACGUAGGCAAUAGAUCUUGAUGAGUGUUAUUUUAAACGAUUGGAGCCCUCUUCGUGGUUCUGAAAGUGCACCGCCAGGAUCGCGCAAUGAUGUUAAUGAAGUUGAACCAACUUGUGGAGCUGAAGGAUAGCUGAAGGAUAGCGCUGCCUAUUCGGCUAGUUCAGGAACAAACAAUAAUAAUUUGCAGAAUAGCUUAAUAGGCUUAUGACAACAUGGUAUGUAGCUAUUUGUAGGCUAUAGCCUAAUGUACAUACAAAUAGGCUACAUAUAGCUUAAUAUCAUUGCACUGAUUGCAAGGAGAUCUUUAUUGUGAGUAGGCAUUUCAUUGUAUUGUGUAGUUUGCACGCUGUAUCAUAAAUAAACUUUGAUUUGAUUAGCUUGAACACAUGUUUACAAUAUACCAUAUUACAGAAUAAAAUAAAACAGAGAGGUGAACUAUCAAUUCAUAUAAUUUAUUUGCAUGGAUUAAACAUGGUAUAAAAUCAAUUGACCAAGUAGUGAACAUAAAUCAUUACUAUGUAAAAUUGCAGGAAAUUUGUUUUAAAACAACCAUAGAAUCAAGCUUUUGGUGAGGUGUAUUCAUGCAUCUCAAUAAACUAUAACGUAAAUGCAUUAUUACCUCCAACUUGUCCCAAAUCACAUUUCCAAUUUCCCACCCUGACAUAUCAAGCUAGAACGGGCCCUGCGUCUCAACCAAUAGCCAAUAUAAGCUAAAUAUCCCAAGCAGGGCUAUAGCAACUUCCAGAGAGGAUCAGGCUCCUUGGCAACUUUGCGGUGGCCACUGGUUUGGGUGUCCUCGGAAGAACGGUGUCGUCGUAACCAUGUGGCCACAUAUCAUUCUGGGUUCCACUGUGCAAGAGUAGAGAGGGGAUCCGUGGAGUUUUAUGAACAUCAAGGCAGACACAUGGUGAAUUUAGAUUUUUUUUCAACGUUCUGAUUGGCCAAAGUGGUAAGCCUCCGACCGGCCUCUGCAGUGCACACACAUAGCCUACAGUUCUUCAUCAUUCUCGCCACCGCCAGAGAGAAGACAGGGAACAAACCACCACUUACCUACCUCUAAGCUGCUAUACAUAUUUAUUUGGUAUGUCAUUCGAUCGUUUUUCAUGGAAUUCAUUUAGAAUUUAUCAGAAUACAUUUUCCGGAAAUAGUUUUACCAGCUCUGUGUAUUCUCAAAUUGAAAAAGGUGAGGGAGUGGCGCUCCCCCGUGCCCCGGCAGCACUACAACCUUGGUUGUUAUCCUCAAAUGUAGCUUUUGUGAUAUCUGUGAAAUGUAGACAUGUUUUUUGACAUCUGCAGUUGUCGUGUUCCUCUGGGGAUGUUUUUUGAGAAAGCUGUUUGGUUUCACACACAUCACAAAAAAUAACCCAUUAAGUCCUUUGGGAGGGGAGGCUCACUGGAGAAGGGUGCGGCACUGAACUGCAUGUGCGCUUGCCUGCAUGCCUGCGUGCAUCUGACAGACACGUCAUAGUGAUUACGUUUUUCUAUAUAUAUAUAGACAGUAAUGUAUCAUUCAUUACUCAUCACUUCAGUUGGAGGUGCAAAUGUUGAUAAAAACUGUUGAUAAAAAUACUGUUUUGCCUCCUCUAGCUACCUCACCUGCUUCUACUCUUCCCUGCAUACAGAUACAAUGUGUUUGCACUGUGCAUGAUACACACUACACACAAACAAACACUACUUACCGCUUUGCAACUCACUUUAACUCUCACUGUUUAAAUCUUACUCUGGGAGCUAAUAGCUCUCCACCCCUACUCCUCACCCCCUAUACCCCACGCCUGCUCUCCACCCCUGUACCUCACCCCUAUACCCCACACCUGUCCUCCACACCUGCUCUCCACGCCUGCUCUCCACCCCUGUACCUCACCCCUAUACCCCACACCUGUCCUCCACACCUGCUCUCCACGCCUGCUCUCCACCCCUGUACCUCACCCCUAUACCCCACACCUGUCCUCCACACCUGCUCUCCACGCAUGCUGUCCACCCCUGCUCUCUACCCCUGCUCUCCACCCCUGCUCCUCAACCCUGUACCUGACCCCCUAUGCCUCACCCCUGCUCUCCACCCAUCUCACUCAUACUCACUCAUACUCACCGCUACUUCUCACCCCUAUUCAGCAUCACCCCAGUUUCUCACCCCUGUUCAACCUCAUGCCUCACUGAGUCAUUGACUUACCAAGGCUAAGAGCGGAUGAUUUCAUUGCUUCCGUCUGACCUCUCUUCAUGACCCUGCAGUAUAUACUGGGUUUAUGUUUUUGUUACUGUUUUAUAUAUAGACCAGAUGCACUCACUAAUCAGCCUACAGCUAAAAGUCUUCCCAAUUUUUCAAUUGAACUUGAAGGCUCACUGAAGCAGCCAUGCUUACUUUAGCCCCAAACCUCUAAUAUGCUUAUGAAGAUCACUAGGAAGAUGUGCGUUAGAGUUAACACGGCCAAACUAAUGUAGAUGAACCAUUGAUUCUAAAGGGUACUGUAUCUUAUCACUCUCUUGUCGGGACUACCUGGUUUAAAACUCCUUUACCUCAUGUGGUAGCCUUGUCCCAGAUCUGUUUGUGCUUUUACCUACUCAAUUGUCAAAAAAUGCCAAACAUGACAUGACAAUUCCAUAAGGAGUUGGCAAGAGAGAAGAAACAGACUGGCACCCAGGCUAGUCAUGUGGUUGUCCUAUUGAGUAAGUCUUCCAAUGUCUGCCUCCACCCCCAGAGAUGAUGGACUUUUGUUACAAGCAAAGUUGCCUGAAGUUGCUAUGACGUGCACGUUUCACUGCAACCAUGACAUAAACAAUACCAUCUGCCUUUGUAUUAGUCAGUGGGUGGCAUGAUAGAAACCCCCAGUGCCUGUCAAGCUCAGAAACAUUGGACCUGACAUGUCUCAGCUCCAUAGAGAAGCGCCAACACACUGUGAAUUAUAGGCCUCACACAUACACACAGACACACACAUACACACAUACACACAUACAAACAUACACACACACAAACACACACAUACAAACAUACACACACACAAACACACACAGGCCCUCUGCAUGAUGCACUACCUGCAGUCUAGCACAGCACCUGCCUUCCCAACACAAUAACUGAACACUGUUCAGCUGAGCACCUGACGUACGUGUCCAUGGACCCCCAAAGGCGACCUGCCAGUGAAUCAGGCCCUCACCCUGAACGCCCCCAGCCCGCCUGUCUGUCUUUCUGUCUGACACGCUCAGCUGGAAAUAUCGCCACUAUCUGAGUGAGAGGAGCAUUCUGGGUACAGGUGCCACACUGAAUCAACCUGAGGGCAAGACAACAUGGUGUGUUAUAGACGGCAGAUACAAAAUGUUAUUGUGGAAUGAGACCACACUGUAUUUUUACAGGCCUUUUACAGGUGGUGUCAACCUUGUAUCUACAAAGGUAAUAAUGUGUUACAGUUGAAGUCGGAAGUUUACAUACACUUAGGUUGGAGUCAUUCAAACUCGUUUUUCAACCACUCCUCACAUUUCUUGUUAACAAACUAUAGUUUUGGCAUGUCGGUUAGGACAUCUACUUUGUGCAUGACACAAGUGAUUUUUCCAACAAUUGUUUACAGACAGAUUAUUUCACUUAUAAUUCACUGUAUCACAAUUCCAGUGGGUCAGAAGUUUACAUACACUAAGUUGACUGUGCCUUUAAACAGCUUGGAAAAUUCCAGAAAAUGAUGUCAUGGCUUUAGAAGCUUCUGAUAGGCUAAUUUACAAUUGAGUCAAUUGGAGGUGUACCUGUGGAUGUAUUUCAAGGCCUGCCUUCAAACUCAGUGCCUCUUUGCUUGACAUCAUGGGAAAAUCAAAAGAAAUCAGCCAAGACCUCAGAAAAAAAUUGUAGACCUCCACAAGUCUGGUUCAUCCUUGGCAGCAAUUUCCAAACGCCUGAAGGUACCACGUUCACCUGUACAAACAAUAGUACGCAAGUAUAAACACCAUGGGACCACGCAGCCGUCAUAGCGCUCAGAAAGGAGACGCGUUCUGUCUCCUAGAGAUGAACAUACUUUGGUGCGAAAAGUGCAAAUCAAUCCCAGAACAACAGCAAAGGACCUUGUGAAGAUGCUGGAGAUAACAGGUACAAAAGUAUCUAUAUCUACAGUAAAACUAGUCCUACAUCGACAUAACCUGAAAGGCCGCUCAGCAAGGAAGAAGCCACUGCUCCAAAACCGCCAUAAAAAAGAUGGACUACGGUUUGCAACUGCACAUGGGGACAAAGAACGUACUUUUUGGAGAAAUGUCCUCUGGUCUGAUGAAACAAAAAUAGAACUGUUUGGCCAUAAUGACCAUCGUUAUGUUUGGAGGAAAAAGGGGGUGCUUGCAAGCCGAAGAACACCAUCCCAACCGUGAAGCACGGGGGUGGCAGCAUCAUGCUAUGGGGGUGCUUUGCUGCAGGAAGGACUGGUGCACUUCACAAAAUAGAUGGCAUCAUGAGGAAGGAAAAUGAUGUGGAUAUAUUUAAGCAACAUCUCAAGACAUCAGUCAGGAAGUUAAAGCUUGGUCGCAAAUGGGUCUUCCAAAUGGACAAUGACCCCAAGCAUACUUCCAAAGUUGUGGCAAAAUGGCUUAAGGACAACAAAGUCAAGGUAUUGGAGUUGCCAUCACAAAGCCCUGACCUCAAUCCUAUAGAACAUUUGUGGGCAGAACUGAAAAAGCGUGUGCGAGCAAGGAGGCCUACAAACCUGACUCAGUUACACCAGCUCUGUCAGGAGGAAUGGGCCAGAAUUCACCCAACUUAUUUUGGGAAGCUUGUGGAAGGCUACCCGAAACGUUUGACCCAAGUUAAACAAUUUAAAGGCAAUGCUACCAAAUAUGAAUUGAGUGUAUGUAAACUUCUGACCCACUGGGAAUGUGAUGAAAUAAAUAAAAGCUGAAAUAAAUCAUUCUCUCUACUAUUAUUCUGACAUUUCACAUUCUUAAAAUAAAGUGGUGAUCCUAACUGACCUAAGACAGGGAAUUUUUGCUAGUAUUAAAUGUCAGGAAUUGUGAAAAACUGAUUUUAAAUGUAUUUGGCUAAGGUGUAUGUAAACUUCCGACUUCAACUGUAUGUCUUUCUCAGAUACUUCAAAGCAAUUCAUAUCUUCCUGGGUAUUAACUAGUACAUGGUGGUGCUUCUUUCAAUGAAUCCCAAAGAAACAAAGGCAGGUAAAUAAAGGACUGUAACUAACCAAUUGGCCCAUAUAUUUUCUUUGAUGGUCCAUACAUAGUCAGAGUGCUGAUACUGUACCACCACAUUAGCAAGAGGGUUCCCCAUCUCUAGUUAUGAUGUUAUGGUGAAAGGGCCAUGCUCUGCUGGGUACUUCUACAACAAUGACAACAACAGGAAUGGGAACAGCUUGCCAAAGAGCCAUCAGCUGCACUGGAUUAGUAAGAACAGAUUCCUCUGAGUAUUUGGGUGUGGACGGAGAGAAGGAAAGAAAGAAAGAGAAAGGGUGGGGAAAAGAGAGAGCUGCAGCCGUGGCCUCAGCUGUUCUUGUCGGCUGGACUGGAGCUCACACAACCCACUGUUUAUCCAGCUCUCUCUGUUGUUGUCCCCAGGCCUUGUCACACUGCUACACUCAGAGAGAAAAUGCUCUCUCUCUCUGACCAAAUCUAAUAUUAAUUUCUGCCUUUUUAUUAGCCUGUUGCCAAGUCCUGGAGAGCUCAAAGUCACUUACAGUGUCUAGAAUGUUCUCCUCCCAUACUCUCACACACUGCCUGUCACUCUAUGUCAGUGGUGACUCGUGACAGGGCUUACAGUCAACAAACCCAAUUGGUUGUGUCAUUCACAGAAGCUACUCACAGUCCCACCCGACAACCCUAAGAACCCUAAGUUAUUUGUCUUAGAUUGCCUGACUUUUUUAACAAACUUUUUUUGCCUUGAAUAAACAGAACAUAGCAAGGACCCAGAAGUUGCACUGUGUUGUCUCUGGAAGCCAGCCUGCUUUAUAUUUCAGGAAUAACCACAAAUAUUCUUUACAUUUAUUUUCUACUUAUUUUUAUCACCUUUCACUGAAGCAGUUGAAUCAAGUGUGUGUCGAAUUGUGCAAUUCUUCAUAUUUGCAUUGAUACGUGUGAUAAUACUACAACCUUAUUUGUAUAGCCGUUUUAUAAUCUGUGUACGUGCGCACGUGUGAGAGCGUCUGUGCGAGUGACAUGAGACACUGUCAAAGCAGCUUGUGUGUGUGUUCAGCUAGCUGCAAGUGUAUACUGUUGCAGUAUGCUUGUGCAGAUGGUUAGAGAACGUCUGUCAAUCUGUCCUCUCCUGGGGAUGUGUGUGUUCAAGGCAGGGAGGCUGUUCUACCUGACCUGGGAAAUGGAAGGUCAGACCAACCAGUGCAGACAAGAGGUAGUAAAGCUUUAUUUUACUGCCCUAUUUCAACUGAAUACACUAUACCUGUAUAGUAGCUAAGAUGUUAUGUGACAUAAUAUAUAAUAAGUGUAACAGAAAUGCUAUUAUUCUAUUCACAGCAUCAUGCCCUUGUUAUGAUAUAGCCUAGCAGUGUUAUUGAGGCAGUGCUGUCUGUUAAGACGUUGGGUCGUGAGUGGGAGAUGUACUGAGUUAUGUCUGUGUUCCAUUAGUACUAAUCAGUUCAACACACCAUCCUGGCUGUGUGAUUAACUACUGUUUAAUUCUGGGAGACCAGGGGAAAUGACUCUCUCAUUGUGAUUAGUUUAAUUUUUCAUUGCUGCUGACUGGAGUUGGAAUACAUUACUGAAACGAAUCCAAUCCACUGGAACUGCAUGCUCUGGCUAUGAAUUUGACUGUUAAUGUGCAUGUGUGUGUGUUCAUGUGCGUGUAUGCGGGUUUGAGCGUUUGUUCCAUUCUGCUUCAGGGGUUACCUUAGGAGAGUCCUUCCUAUCACAACAGCUUCCUUCAGCCUCACUGGACACUGAACAUUGCUGUAAUUGUGAAACGUUGUUGUUUCCCCUCCCAGAAAUACAGCACAUGUGAUCCAAGGAACUCCUGUGUAUUCCAUGCUACCUUAUACAGGGUCACAGAGGCGUUGUGAGGCGAUAUUGUGAGGUUUUGGGGAAACGUUCAUAUUGUCCUUCCCUGCCCCUUUCUUUCUUUCUUUCUUUCUUUCUUUCUUUCUUUCUUUCUUUCUUUCUUUCUUUCUUUCUUUCUAUCAUAUUGACCCAACUACCUGAUCAGAAAGUCUUACACCUCCCCUUUUUCUCUCCCACCAGGUGCUGUCACUGGGUGCCGACGUCCUGCCAGAGUACAAGCUCCAGGCACCUCGCAUCCACAAGUGGACCGUUCUCCACUACAGCCCCUUCAAGGCGGUGUGGGACUGGCUCAUCCUGCUGUUGGUCAUCUACACGGCUAUCUUGACCCCCUACUCCGCCGCCUUCCUCCUCAACGACCACGAGGAGGCGGCUAUGGUGAACUGUGGCUACUCGUGCUCGCCGCUCAACGUGGUCGACCUAAUCGUGGACAUCAUGUUCAUCGUGGACAUCGUCAUUAACUUCAGGACGACGUACGUCAACACUAACGACGAGGUGGUCAGCGCCCCGCUAAGGAUAGCGGUCCACUAUUUCAAGGGCUGGUUCCUCAUUGACAUGGUGGCGGCCAUCCCCUUCGACCUACUCAUCUACCGCAGCGGAGAGGAGGUGAGGAAGUGGGAGGAGGGGAAGGGCAUUGUGGGUAAAGGAAUUUUGUGAGGACUAUUGUGUGUUGGAAUGCAUCUUGGGUUAUGAGGAUUGUCAGAUGUUAUGAUGGCCUACUUAAGGCCUACAGUGUACUUUUUUUACUCGAUGCCUAAAUAACUGUGGUUGAAUCUUGAAUUUAAAGGUUUGAUUCUGUAUUUAAGGGUGGUUAGAUACAGUGGCCUAUAGAAAAUCAAUAAGGACCAAUGAAAACUAUUUGCAUUGAGCUUUUGGGACCUCCAAAGUAAAAUCUCCCUUUGAGGACUCCAUAAUUUAUGGACCUCCAAUUAACUAAAAGUAAGGGAUAUCCCCUCGAAGGCUGUGGAGCAGAAAAAACAACUGUGAAAGGUUGUACUUUCAACCUUCUUGCCAGUGUUUAAUUAAUUGAACCUGAAGUGGCCAGUAAGCCAAGGAAGUGGACAAUUUCCCCAGAAGAGGACAAAAAUGUAUUGCAAAGUGAGAAACUAGGUUUUCUGCCAAGUAGGGAAGUAAUCUGGACCUUAUUUAUUUGCUGUAUUGAUGCAGUGGGGGCUCCUUAAGACAAGUGUAAUGGAUGGGAACGGAACUGAACCAACCAACAACACAGUGUAUAAUAGAGUGGAUUGAACUGCUGCUGAGGGAUUGGGAUUGGUUACAAGUCUAGGGCAGAGGAUGACUCGCACGUUCUGUACAGUUCAGUAAGGUUGUUUAUCCUAAAUGGACAAUAAAGCUUUAAAACUUUGAACCAACCUCCUAAAUCAGGGGUGUCCAACCUUAUCUGCAGAAGGCCAGUGUGGGUCCAGACUUUUGUUCCAGUCAAGCAGUCACACACCUGAUUCAACCAGUCAACUAAUAAUAUGAGAUGAAUGAGCUGUGUUACAGCUUGGCUGGAGCAAAAGCCUGCAACACGGGCCCUGACAAGGUAAGAUCGGACACUAAACAAACCAUUUCUCCUCUCUCCUGCCAGACGACCACUCUGAUAGGCCUGCUGAAGACGGCCCGCCUCCUGCGGCUGGUGCGCGUGGCGAGGAAGCUGGACCGCUACUCGGAGUAUGGCGCCGCCGUCCUCUUCCUGCUCAUGUGCACAUUCGCCCUUAUCGCCCACUGGCUGGCGUGCAUCUGGUACGCCAUCGGCAGCGUGGAGCGCAACGGCAGCAUUGGCUGGCUCCACACGCUGGGCGAAUCUUUGGGGAAACACUACAAUGACACGGUGCCGGGCUCGGGCCCCUCCAUAAAUGACAAGUACGUGACGGCACUCUACUUUACCUUCUCCAGUCUGACCAGCGUGGGCUUUGGCAACGUCUCCCCCAACACCAACUCUGAGAAGAUCUUCUCCAUCUGCGUCAUGCUUAUCGGAUGUAAGUACGGGGGGGGGGGGGGGGGGGGGUUCCACUUCUGCUCAAAUUUAAUUUGUUCCUUGUUUUGUUGCAGUGUUUGCUAUCUUGGUAGCUGCUAACACUGAAUGGAAAUGUGGGAUAAAAACAGGUUUAGUGUUAGGGUUAAGAUGACGGUUUUAUGUCUAAAAAAGGAUUGUGUGGAUGUGACUGUUUUAUUUUUCUGCCUCACCAAGCAGAUCCCACUCAGUUCUGCAGCGUCGGGAGUGCAGAGAGGAUUCUGUCACAUUACAACAUUAAGUGGAUGAUGAUGAUUAUUAUGCAGUUACGAGUCUGACAGUAUUAACACAAGGUCAAAAUGUUUUCUUGUAAAAUAUGCAAUUAAGUACUUUUUCUAAUGAAACUGGAUUUAAUCAAGCCAUUUAUAAUUUAAUGUCUUAAUAUAUUAGCUAAAUAUUUCCUAGUACGACAUCAGCUAAUAUCUUUUUAAUAUAAAUACGCUUAUCAAAGUAUCUUCCUCUCCAUGAAACAAUUUCCUUCAUCGUGUUUGCCUGCAGACACUCUCACACACGCGCGCGCGCUAACGAUCAAUAUGGAGCAGGCAGAAAGCUAUAACGAUAAUGACCAGAUUUCAUUACAGAUCUCUGCAGAGUUAACACACAUAUGGAGAUGAUUAUUCAUCACUUACGCCUUGACUUUACAGCCAUCCAACAUGUAUAUAGAUCUCAUCUCUCAGAAGUAUAGACCCUAGACGCCAGACCAUACGAUGGUAGUGAGGUCUCACUGUAAACUGUAUGGGAGGUUGGGAGGUCAAUCGAUGGUCCAGGCUGGUAGAAUCCCAGUACGGCAAUGGUCUGUGGCUGUGGUAGUAGCUACUAGCUAGCAGGACUCCCUUAGGCUCUGACUGGGCCUCUGGUGAAGAUGAAUGAGCAGUAUGGGACUGACACAGCACCAGAUCCAUCACCUCGCAGCUUCACAGUCACACUAUGGGAGGGAAAGAGGUGAGGGGUGAUUCCUAGCUGCCCUUGUUUAGGAGAGAUCUACUCUCUGGGCCUAUAAUGGGAGGGCAUGCAGUGGCUAUGGCACAUACAGUCACACACAUGCAUGCACACAUAAAUACACACACACACACACCUGAGAUACCAUAACGUUGAACGUUUGCUCAACUCACAGUGCCCAAUGUGUAGUAGACAGCAGUAGUAUUCUAUUCACAAAAUCCUAACUCUCUUCUCUCCUCUCACCCCUACAGCGCUGAUGUAUGCCAGUAUCUUUGGGAAUGUGUCGGCCAUCAUCCAGAGGUUGUAUUCGGGUACAGCGAGGUACCACACCCAAAUGCUGCGGGUCCGAGAGUUCAUCCGGUUCCACCAGAUCCCCAACCCACUGAGGCAGCGGUUGGAGGAGUAUUUCCAACAUGCCUGGUCCUACACUAACGGUAUCGACAUGAACGCU
This is a messenger RNA of Coregonus sp. 'balchen', 38644 nucleotides long. The record is from the annotation of a GenBank genome assembly. Lineage: Eukaryota; Metazoa; Chordata; Actinopteri; Salmoniformes; Salmonidae.